Molecule: messenger RNA, 4239 nt
Organism: Daktulosphaira vitifoliae (grape phylloxera)
Lineage: Eukaryota; Metazoa; Arthropoda; Insecta; Hemiptera; Phylloxeridae
Exons: 9
Coding region: 161-3304 (1047 amino acids)
Source: RefSeq, a predicted model, not a curated record
AAAUUUUUUUAAAUAGUUUUUAUAUUUCAUAAAUCAAUACUUCAAACGAGAAAAUUAUAUUCUGUUAAAAUUGUGUGAUACAUUAUAUUUAAUAUGAAUGACUUUAAAAUAAUCAGCUUAAAGAUGAUACAUUCAAAAAUAGCUAUUAUUUCUAUAUUCCAUGGAAAAAAUUGAUAAUUGUGAUUGGUAUUCAGAUAAAAGUAUACUUAGAUGUCAUGAAAAAUUAUUUUAUUAUCCUGAUGAUUUAAUGAAAUAUACUAAAAAAGUGAGGAUUGCAUAUAAUGAGUUAAAUAAUUGUCAUGUUAAGUAUGCUGUACAGUCUGAGUACAUGAUUCGAAUGUCGCCAAUAGAUAAACUCAUUGAAGAAAAUAAGAAAAAAAUGGAUGAAAAUUCCUUACAUGUUUCUAAUGAUAAUCUUCUUAGGGAAAAACGUAAAAUUAUAAGUAGAAAUAAAUUAAAUAAUCAAGUUGAACAAACAAUUAAGAAUAUCAUUGAAACUCCUAUAAAUGAUAAGUCAUUAAAAAGCAAAAGUUCUAAUGAAUCUAGUAGACUUACUCGAAGCAGAUCUAAAUUAUCACCUUGUGAAUUUAAUAUGGAAGAUAAAAAGACUAACAAAAGAUUUUGCAAACAAGUAUCUGAUAUUGAAGUUGGAUUAAAUAAUGAUAAAGUAGAUAUAACAUUCAGUGAUAUUUCUUUAAAAAAACAUAAAAAUGAGAUUAUGAAAGAAGUUAUUUAUAAAAAAGAGUAUAUGGAAUAUUCUAACAAUGGAAAUGAUCUCACGUUAGAAUCUGUAACUGAAAAAUCUGAUAGUUUUAAUGUUUCAUCAAAUUUAUUUAAUGACAUUUCUCAAUCAUUUAGUAAUAGAGAUGAAGAACCUAAUCACAUUAAGGUUAACUACAGUCCUUUAAUAAAUCUAGUUCAGUAUUCUAAUAAUAAUGCAAAUGAGACAAAUAAUGAUAUUCAAAUGUCAUCAAACAAUAGUAACUCAAUUGAUGAAUCAAAUAAAACUAGUACUGAAACAUCUGAACCAGAAACGUUAACCAAUAAAAUUUUUUCUCUUAGGUUAGUCACACCUAAGCUUUUAGUAAAGUCUCCUGCUUUUCUAAAGCUACCUGAAAAUAAACUAUCUAAAUCAAAUAAAGAUCAAAAAGGUCGUUGUUUAAACAAACUAACACUUUCACAUAACUCACAAAUUGAUUCUGAUAGUAUACAUUUCAAUAAAAGUUCAGAAAAUAAAUUGUCUGAAAUUUUAAAAACUACUGAUAGAAUAGAUAUAGAUGAAAGUUUAAAUAAAAAAUCAGCACUAGCUAGGGAUUCUAAUUCUAAAUUAGAAUUAGAUAGAAGUACCAUUCGUAGAAAAAAUUUUUUUAUUUCAGCACUAGGAUUAAUAGAUGUUCAUAAAGUGGCAAAAUCAAAUAAAAAAGAUACUAAUGAUGAAAUGUUGAAGAAAAAUGUGACUAUUCAAAAGAAGUCACCACUUAAAACUACUGAAGAGCAUCUUGAUCGUGGAUUAAUUAGAUCUAGUUCAGAAAAGCUUAGAAGAUCAUUUUUAUUAGAAUAUUCAAAAGACAAAGAUGAAAAGCAUAGUGCUGUACCUAUUCUAAUACCAGAAAGAACAUCUGGUUCAUCUUUUCAUCCAGGACGUACUUGUAUGCUUAAAUGUAGUUAUUGUCAUGGGAAAUUUGGUUUAUAUGAUACCCCUUGUCAUAUAGCUCAGAUAAAAAGUUCUGAAAAACAGAUAGCCUGUUUAGAGAAUGUUACUCAUUUAAUUGGACCAGAUUCGUGUCUAUGUGAUGCAUGUUUUCGAUCUAUUGAGAGACGAAGUUGGAAAAGAUCAAUUCAACAAUCUGGUUGUAUUAUUCUGGGUUGCAUUCGUAAAUCAACUAAUAUUUUAAAGCCACAAGUAAUAGAAAAACUUAAAAAAUUGGAAAAAAAUUCAAGUGUAGUUUUACGUGAUUGGCAGUACAAGUCUGAGCCUAUGCCCAUAUGUUGCUUACAUUAUGAAAAAAUUUUAACUAUGCUUCAAUGUCAAUUGUGUGGAAAUCGAGCUGCAUUGAAAUUUGAAUUAAUAAGAGAUGAGCAUAAAAAGUUCCAAGAAAUACUUGAUGAUGAUCAAAUACCAUUUAAACUUGAUGUAAAUUUUUUGAUUUGCAAACCUUGUCGUGUUUAUUUAAUUUGGCGUAUGACCGAAGAUCCAAGAAAUGGCGGAGAACGACCUGAUUUUAUAGUUCAUCGAGAUACAGUUGUUAAAAGAAUUUGUUUGUAUAACAAUUACACGUUACCUUCAUAUUUAUUAGUUGAGAAUUCUACUUUAAAUAAAACAAAACUUAAAGAAGUAGAACCAUGUGCAUCAGAAAUAGUUUCGUCGUCUCCUGUGACUAUAAAUUCAAAUAAUUCAAUUAAUUGCAAACAAAUUAUUGACCCAGAAUCAUCUUCACAAAUUUCUUUAACAAAAAACAAGAGACCAAUAAGACAACCUAAAAAUCAUGUAGCGUAUGUUGAUGAAGAUACAUUUGAACUUUUUAGUGAACUUCAAAAGCCAUAUAGUAGUUCCAAAGGUUUAGUAAAUCAUUUGCUUGCUAUUGAGAAAGCAAGAAUAGAUGGUCACCUUGUGAUAGCUGAUGACGAAGAAGAUGAAAAAUAUGAUGAAGAAGAAAUACAAGUAGUAGGUCGAGAUAAAAAUGAAAAAAGUAAUCAUCAAACAAUAACUUCAUUAUCAUCUAAAAUUAUUAGCUUUACGGAGAAAAAUUAUGGUAAAUAUAAUAAUGAUAAUACUUAUUUGGAAGAUAAUACUAUAAAAAAAUCAAAUGUAACAGAAAUAAUGGUUGAUGAUAGAAAUAUUAAUGAAAUAAAAGAUUGCAUGAGUGAACAAAAUGUUAAAUAUUUUCAGAUGUCUUCAAAUGAAAGUAAUAAACUUAUAUGUGAAAAUAAAGUAAAAAAGCAAGUUGAAUGUGUAAAUACUAAUAAUAUUGUUGAAAGAUUAACUCCAGUUUCUAUCUUACCUAAGGUUAUUGAUGUAUUAUCAAAUACUAGUUCAUCAAAUUUAGUGAAAUCUAUAAAUAAGUCUAGUAAGAUUAAAAUCAUUUCUGACAAAAGUUCAUUAAAAAAAGUUGCCCCCUUCACUUCUAAUGUAAGACUCUCUCUUGUAAAACCUAAUUUUUCUGGUCAGGGCUCAGGUACACAAAAGUUAAUAAAAUUUAUUAACACAAAAAGAUUAACAACUGACCGGAUGAAUUCAACUAUCACAAGGGGAACUCCUCCUCUUUGGAAAAUGAAUGAAAAUCAUACUUCUAAAGGAUUAUAAAAUUCCUAGUCUUUUAUGAAUGUUUUGUCUAGGAAAAUUUUCUUUAAAUAUUAUAAUUAUUUAUUUUCUUCUUACAUUUAAGAAUAUUUCUGAAAAUACUGUAUAUUAUGGUAACAGUAUAUUAAUUUUAAAACAAUAUAUUGUAAUAAACAAUAUUUUAGCUAUUUAACUAUAAUUUCCGAAUUAGAUAGCAUAUUGUACUUAAAUUCUAAUGUUAUUUUUACUGUAUUUUAGUUUACCCUAUUACUAAUUUAGUCCUGAAUAAUUGUUUAAAUUAUAGUUUUGUUACCAAUGUUUACUUGCUUUCAGUAUUCAACAAUUUAAUUAUUGAAAUCAAUUUAUACAUAUAUAUAUAUAAAGUACAUUUUUGUAUUAAUUGUAUUUAUUGUAUAUACUAUGCUACAUUUUAUAAACAAUAUUGUUACUUUUAAUAAUCACAACAAAUUUUUUACAUCAAUAUUAUUUUUAUCACAUUGCAUAUUGUAUAUUGAAUAGUUUUUGCCUAUUUUUGGUCUAUUAUAAUAAUUUUGUUGAACACAUUUAGUGAGAUAAAUUAUAUUGUUGAUGUUCAUUAAUAAUUCAAUAUUUUUAAUUUUCUAUUAGUUGGUGUACAUUUCUGAGUAUUCAUCAAAUUAUAUUAUAUAAUAAAAAAAAAUUGACAUAACUAGAUUUUAACUUAAUUAUAUUCUGUAGUUGUAGUAUUGUGUAGACUAUUAACUAAUUUUGCUAUCUUAUACUUUUGUAAAAAUAUUUUGAAUUUAUGAGCAAUUGUGAUGGAUUAAUUAUUUUUUUAAUACUUAUAUUUUUGUACAUAAUGAUUUUGAUUUAUUUGUAUUGUAUAUUGCAUGAUGCACUAUCAUUAAACUUAUAUAAAUUACUGGUGGAAAUGUAAUUAGGUAUUUCUUGUUAACAAAUACACAUGUGAUAUUAUUGUU